AUGACUGAAUCGAACAUUUCAUCUUUUCUUUAUAAUAUCAAUCGUUAUUCAAAAACAAAUUUUGAUUGUCUUUAUGCUCAUAUCAUUGAUGAUCUUUAUCAAAACGAUGGAACAUUUAUUCGUACAAAUUAUUUAACUCCCUUUUGCCAACGUCCACUAUUAAAUGAAUCUAUGAAUGAAGAUUUAACAUCGAAAGAAGGAUAUGUGAAAAAUAGAAUAAAUUUUUCAAGUUUACGUUCUCAAGGCAUUAGUAGUGAACAAUUACUUGAAUGGUCAAUAUCAAUUGAUAUAAUUGAAGAAUAUGCUAUAUAUUUGAUUGAAAAUGAUCCAAAACUUAGUGAAAUUAUUUUUUCAAAUUGUUCAUCAUUAUGGUUUGGUUCUCAUUGUCAAUAUACAUUUGGUUCAAAUAUUGAAAUUGAAUCAUUUGGUGAUUUUCUAGUUUCUUCAUUUAAUAAUCGACAGGAAUAUCCCUCUAGCAUUACAAUAAAUACUUGUUAUCCACAUUUAUUUGGAUGUUUCCGUGGUCCUAAACCAAUGUGUUUAGAUUGGCGUGAAAUAUGUAAUGGAAUAAUUGAUU
Rotaria sordida is the source of this 577-nucleotide messenger RNA. The record is from the annotation of a GenBank genome assembly. NCBI's taxonomy places the organism in Eukaryota, Metazoa, Rotifera, Eurotatoria, Philodinida, Philodinidae.